CCACGAGGGCAGCAUCCAGAGCAGUGACAUCCAUUUCUCCCCAUCCUGCACAGUAUCUACUCCGUACUACUAUCAAAGUGCUACUGAUAGAUAACUGACACUCGGCUGGGCCAACAGGAUAUCCAUCCCCUCGGACGCUAAAUCGUGAGACGCACAGCCAAGCGAUUCGCCUGCAGCCGUCGUCAUCCAUCCGUCGCCCCGCCGCCCGUUUGAGCCAUGGCCCCCCCCCGGUGGAAUGCGCGUCAAUGGAUGGUUGUACCCAGGGGUUGUAGUCGAUGUGGUUGUGCCGCCGAUGGUUACGACCCUGCAGGCCUCAUCCAUGGAAGAAGACCAUCAGGACAACCAGGGGGGAGGACGUUGGAGAUGAUGGGAUGGAGGAGAGACCCCCUAAAUCUAACAGGAACUAACGCAACCCUGGGAAGCGACUGUCACUUCUCCCACCACCUGCCACCUGGAGGGACUGGAGUUGAACCCAUCGGGCUAAAAUCUCCUAGGCGGGCCUUUGCAGCCUUUGAGUGGCCGAUCCGCCCCUGUGGGCAGGCAAUGGGCAUGGCUGUCUGGCUGUCUGCUUCAAGUUGCCCUGAUGGCUGGUGGAUCUGCCCAGGCAAGAAAGCCCAGGGAAACCCGUCCCAUGGCCGAUCCCUGGCCGGUCGCCAUUCUCCGCCCAGCCAUGAUCCGACCAUUUUCAAGCCGUGCAAGUGCUUGUUCUGUCGCAAUGGUUUUCUGAGCCCCGUUGAUCGUCCAUCUUCCUCCCCGUUCAAAUCUCUCGAUUCGGCCAAGUCGGCUCAAGAUUGACGUUGUCGUCGCUUGCCCGCUGCUUGACUUUCGUCAUUCGCUUCCGCUUCUGCGCCCGCCGUUCCCCGUUCCUUCCUCCAUCCCCGGGGUCACAGUCAACGGAUCUUCUACCUGUUAUUUCAUCCUUCGAUUUCCCCCCUCCACCUCCGCCUCCACCUCCUCCCCUCCUCCUCUUCCACCCUCCACGA
Aspergillus heteromorphus CBS 117.55 is the source of this 983-nucleotide messenger RNA. RefSeq lists its product as uncharacterized. Bases 217 to 795 code for a protein of 192 amino acids. The record is from RefSeq and is a predicted model, not a curated record. The transcript has a single exon. NCBI's taxonomy places the organism in Eukaryota, Fungi, Ascomycota, Eurotiomycetes, Eurotiales, Aspergillaceae.